GCGGUCGGUGCUGAAUUUCUGCUGCAGGUCCGGGUCCUGCCGCUGGAUUCCCCCAUUGGUUUUUUUUGGGAACUGUGAUUGUCGAAUGGUUCAGCUUUUGUAACGGGGGACACACACACUAAACACUGAGAGAAGCCUCCGAUAUCUUCGCACCUUUCUUUCUCCCUCACGGGCCCUGCAUGUCUAAUAUUUAGACAUGUUCAGAAUAAUGGAUUCCAGGACUGUACUGCUACUCGUAGCCACUCAAGCCUGUCUAUUAGCCGUUGUAAGAUGUCAAGAAGAGGACCAGGAGGAUGUUUUAAGCUGUUUACAAGAUGGACAGCGCUAUAGUGACAAGGACGUAUGGAAACCAGAGCCUUGUCGCAUCUGUGUGUGUGACACUGGAACCGUCCUGUGUGAUGAAAUUGUCUGCGAGGAUCUUAAAGACUGCCCCAAACCUGAAAUCCCAUUCGGAGAGUGUUGCCCCAUCUGUGCACCUGACCAUUCUCCACCCAUUGGAUCACCAGGAGCCAAGGGUCAGAAAGGUGAACCUGGAGACAUUACAGAUGUUGUAGGACCAAGAGGACCAGGUGGCCCAAUGGGCCCAUCAGGAGAGCAAGGAAAACGAGGAUCAAGAGGAGAUAACGGGGAGAAGGGAACCCCUGGUCCCCGCGGCAGAGAUGGUGAACCUGGCACCCCCGGAAACCCCGGACCCCCUGGACCUGCAGGGCCUAAUGGACCCCCUGGACUUGGUGGAAACUUUGCUGCUCAGAUGGCAGGUGGAUUUGACGAGAAGUCUGGCGGUGCUCAGAUGGGUGUGAUGCAAGGACCAAUGGGCCCCAUGGGACCCAGAGGACCACCUGGCCCCAGCGGAUCACCUGGCCCACAAGGUUUCCAAGGCAACCCAGGAGAGGCUGGAGAGCCCGGACAGUCUGGCCCCCUGGGUCCCCGUGGCCCCUCCGGACCUUCUGGAAAACCCGGAGAUGAUGGUGAGGCUGGCAAACCUGGCAAAUCAGGUGAACGUGGACCUUCUGGACCUCAGGGAUCUCGUGGAUUCCCAGGAACUCCUGGCCUGCCUGGCAUCAAGGGACACAGAGGUUAUCCAGGUCUUGAUGGUUCUAAGGGAGAAACUGGAGCUGUUGGGUCUAAGGGAGAGUCUGGUUCUUCUGGAGAGAAUGGCGCUCCCGGACCAAUGGGACCACGUGGUCUGCCUGGUGAGAGAGGCCGUCCUGGACCCAGUGGAGUUGCUGGUACACGUGGAAAUGAUGGCUUGUCCGGUCCUGCUGGCCCCCCAGGACCCGUCGGCCCCUCUGGAGCUCCAGGCUUCCCUGGCUCUCCUGGUACAAAGGGAGAAGCUGGUCCUACUGGUGCUCGUGGACCUGAGGGUGCUCAGGGACCCCGUGGAGAGUCUGGCACUCCUGGAUCAUCCGGACCAUCUGGCGCUUCUGGAAACCCUGGAACUGAUGGUAUCCCUGGAUCCAAAGGAUCAGCUGGUGCUCCUGGUAUCUCUGGUGCUCCUGGUUUCCCUGGACCUCGUGGACCCCCCGGGCCUCAGGGAGCAACUGGACCUCUCGGACCCAAAGGAACAUCUGGAGACCCCGGUAUUCCAGGCUUCAAGGGAGAGGCUGGACCCAAAGGAGAAUUUGGACCCGUUGGUAAUCAGGGACCUCACGGCCCACAAGGAGAAGAAGGCAAGCGAGGACCCAGGGGUGAGGCAGGUUCUGCUGGACCACUUGGACCUCCUGGAGAGAGAGGAUCUCCCGGUAACCGCGGUUUCCCCGGUCAGGAUGGUCUGGCUGGUCCCAAGGGAGCCCCUGGUGAGCGUGGACCCGCUGGAGCGAGUGGAGCCAAGGGAGCCGGCGGUGACCCCGGCCGCCCCGGAGAGUCUGGUCUCCCCGGUGCCAGAGGUCUGACUGGACGCCCUGGUGACGCUGGUCCUCAAGGCAAAGUUGGACCUUCCGGAGGUUCUGGUGAGGACGGUCGCCCCGGACCCCCCGGCCCACAGGGAGCCCGCGGACAGCCUGGAGUCAUGGGAUUCCCCGGACCCAAGGGAGCAACUGGCGAGCCUGGCAAGUCUGGAGAGAAAGGACUGGGUGGAGCUCCUGGUCUGAGAGGUCUGCCUGGCAAAGAUGGAGAAACUGGUGCUGCUGGACCCCCCGGCCCAGCUGGCUCUGCUGGCGAGAGAGGAGAGCAAGGACAGCCCGGACCCUCAGGUUUCCAGGGUCUUCCCGGACCUCCUGGCCCCCCUGGUGAGGGAGGCAAGCCCGGAGACCAGGGUGUUCCUGGAGAGGCUGGAGCUGCUGGUGCUACUGGACCCAGAGGAGAGCGUGGUUUCCCCGGAGAGAGAGGAGCUGCCGGCCCCCAGGGUCUGCAGGGGCCUCGCGGUCUGCCUGGAACUCCUGGAACUGACGGACCCAAGGGAGCCAUUGGACCUGCUGGUGCUGGUGGAGCUCAGGGCCCCCCCGGCCUGCAGGGUAUGCCCGGAGAGAGAGGAUCUGCCGGCAUUCCUGGACCCAAAGGAGACAGAGGUGACCUUGGAGAGAAAGGACCUGAAGGUGCUUCCGGUAAAGAUGGUGGAAGAGGUCUCACUGGUCCCAUUGGUCCUCCUGGUCCUUCUGGCCCCAACGGAGAGAAGGAAUCUGGUCCCGCUGGUCCUUCUGGAGCUCCUGGUACCCGUGGUGCUCCUGUUAAGGUGUACAGGGGUGAGGAUGGACCUCCUGGGCCUGCUGGAUUUGCCGGACCCGGCUCUGACGGUCAGCCUGGUAUCAAGGGAGAGAUGGGAGAAUCUGGACAGAAGGGUGACGCUGGAGCCCCCGGACCCCAAGGACCCUCUGGUGCCCCAGGACCUUCAGGUCCUACCGGUGUUUUUGGACCUAAAGGUGCUCGUGGUGCUCAGGGACCUUCUGGUGCCACUGGUUUCCCUGGAGCUGCUGGCCGAGUUGGACCCCCUGGUCCCAACGGUAACCCUGGAGCUGCUGGACCCGCCGGCCCUGCUGGUAAAGACGGACCCAAGGGAGUGAGAGGAGACGGUGGACCUCCAGGCCGACAGGGAGACGCUGGGCUCCGCGGCCCUGCUGGGACUUCUGGAGAGAAGGGAGAUGCUGGAGAGGACGGUCCCCCUGGUCCUCAUGGUCCUUCAGGUCCUCAGGGUCUGGGCGGAUCACGCGGUAUCGUGGGUCUGCCCGGACAGCGUGGAGAGAGAGGGUUCCCCGGCCUGCCUGGACCUUCUGGUGAGCCUGGAAAGCAGGGAGCUGCUGGUGGCAGCGGAGACCGCGGACCCCCUGGACCUGUGGGACCCCCUGGCCUCACUGGACCUUCAGGAGAGCCUGGCAGAGAGGGCAACUCUGGAUCUGAUGGACCUCCUGGUAGAGACGGUGCUACUGGAAUGAAGGGUGAACGUGGUACCACUGGUCCUGCUGGAGCUUCAGGUGCUCCGGGCGCUACUGGUGCCACUGGCCCAGUCGGCCCCACCGGCAAACAGGGAGACCGCGGAGAGUCUGGUGCACAAGGACCUGCUGGCUCUUCAGGACCUGCUGGAGCCCGAGGAAUGCCAGGACCUCAAGGACCCCGUGGUGACAAGGGUGAGUCUGGAGAGAACGGUGAGCGAGGACAGAAGGGACACCGAGGUUUCACUGGUCUGCAGGGUCUGCCCGGACCUCCGGGUCAAAAUGGAGACCAGGGAGCGACUGGAGUUAAUGGACCUUCUGGACAAAGAGGACCACCUGGACCUGUUGGACCAAGUGGAAAGGAUGGUGGAAACGGUAUGCCAGGACCCAUCGGACCCCCUGGACCUCGUGGUCGCGGUGGAGAGACCGGCCCCUCUGGUCCCGCUGGUAACACCGGACCCCCCGGUCUUCCUGGCCCCCCCGGCCCUGGCAUCGACAUGUCUGCUUUCGCUGGUCUGGGCCAGACUGAAAAGUCCCCCGAUCCUCUCAGGUACAUGAGGGCCGACCAGGCUUCCGGAAGCCUCCGUACGCACGAUGCCGAGGUCGACGCCACUCUUAAAUCUCUCAACAACCAGAUCGAGAACAUUCGCAGCCCCGAGGGAUCCAGGAAGAACCCGGCCCGCACCUGCAGAGACCUGAAGCUCUGCCACCCCGACUGGAAGAGCGGCGAGUACUGGAUCGAUCCCAAUCAGGGAUGCACCAUCGACGCCAUCAAGGUGUUCUGCAACAUGGAGACCGGAGAGUCCUGCGUCAAGUCCAAGCCCGACAGCAUCCCACGCAAGAACUGGUGGUCCAGCAAGAGCAAGGACCGCAAACACGUCUGGUUCGGAGAGACCAUGAAUGGAGGAUUCCACUUCAGCUACGGUGAUGACAGCCUUGCAGUCAACACUGCUGCCAUUCAGAUGACCUUCCUGAGACUGCUGUCCACCGAGGCGUCUCAGAGCCUCACCUACCACUGUAAGAACAGCGUGGCCUACAUGGACGCCUCCACAGGCAACCUGAAGAAGGCUUUGCUGCUGCAGGGCUCCAACGACGUGGAGAUCAGAGCCGAGGGCAACAGCCGCUUCACUUACAGCGUGAUGGAGGACGGCUGCACGAAACACACAGGACAGUGGGGCAAGACAGUGAUCGAGUACAGAUCGCAGAAGACCUCUCGUCUGCCCAUUGUAGACAUUGCCCCCAUGGAUAUUGGAGGAUCAGACCAGGAGUUUGGAGUGGAAGUCGGUGCAGUCUGCUUCUUGUAAAGAACGAGGGAGCGAUAUGAAAAGAAAGAAGAAGUGGAAAUUUGAACGGAAUUAAAAAAAGAAAGAGGAGCACACUUCAGAAAGGAGAGAAAAAGAAAAAUCAAGACACUUUUUUUUAAAUGGGACUUUUUUUCGAAGUAAAAAGUGCUUUUUUCCAAGUCGAACUCUCCGUAGGAUAUCUGCACUGAAUGGCACUAGCAACUGUCAUCUGUGAUUCAUCGCCCCCCCUCCUGUGGACACUUCCAAAAAGCCCCCAUGUCAUCCUGGGUGAACAGCUGCCCCCCCGCCACAACACCACCUACCCCACCCCAUGAACAAGAAAGAGGAAGUAUGAGGAGAGAACCAGGGAACUAGAGAGAGAAAAAAUGUGUUGGUGUUAUUUAUUUAUUGUUUAGGUUUGGGUCCCAGGUGUGGUAGGACUGAGGUUGUUGCUAAGUAAUAAAAGCCCACCAUUUAAAAAGAAAAACAUAUCCACCAACCUCUCCUACUUCCUCUCCUCUUUUCGAACCACCCCAUCGCUCCUGUACCAUAUCCACUAAAGCAUACAUAUCUCUUUGAAACCAAAAAUGUAGCUACAUAGAAAGUGCAGGUGUUCCUAUUUCUACCACCAGUGUGUAUCAGAAAGUUACUGUGUAUUAUAAUAAAAGUCAAUGGUGC
Molecule: messenger RNA, 5326 nt
Organism: Trematomus bernacchii (emerald rockcod)
Lineage: Eukaryota; Metazoa; Chordata; Actinopteri; Perciformes; Nototheniidae
Gene: col2a1b
Product: collagen, type II, alpha 1b
Molecular function (GO): extracellular matrix structural constituent; protein binding
Source: RefSeq, a predicted model, not a curated record